Molecule: messenger RNA, 1883 nt
Organism: Aegilops tauschii subsp. strangulata
Lineage: Eukaryota; Viridiplantae; Streptophyta; Magnoliopsida; Poales; Poaceae
Product: flavonoid 3'-monooxygenase CYP75B3
Molecular function (GO): iron ion binding; heme binding; monooxygenase activity
Source: RefSeq, a predicted model, not a curated record
GGGUAGGUAGCAGGACUGGUAGAUCCGGCGAUUUAGGUGGAGCACGCGCUCUCCAGAGCUCCCAUAUUUAUACGGCCGCGUCUGCAUGCCAUGCGCCCGCCCAACUAACAAACAAACAUCCCCGCAUCCACUGCCACCCUCCAUGACCCCAGCCGCCAUGGAUCACGACCUGCUCCUUCUCCUCGCCUCCCUCGCCGCCGUCAUCGUCGCCGCCGUCUGGCACCUCCGCGGCCAUGGCAGCGGAGCCAGGAAGCCGAAGCUGCCGCUGCCGCCCGGGCCGAGGGGGUGGCCGGUGCUGGGCAACCUGCCGCAGCUGGGCGACAAGCCGCACCACACCAUGGCGGCCCUCGCGCGCCUCCACGGCCCGCUCUUCCGCCUCCGCUUCGGCAGCGCCGAGGUCGUCGUCGCCGCCUCCGCCAAGGUCGCCGGCAGCUUCCUCCGCGCCCACGACGCCAACUUCAGCGACCGCCCGCCCAACUCGGGCGCCGAGCACGUCGCCUACAACUACCAGGACCUCGUCUUCGCGCCCUACGGCGCCCGCUGGCGCGCCCUCCGCAAGCUCUGCGCGCAACACCUCUUCUCCGCCCGCGCCCUCGACGCGCUCCGCACCGUCCGCCAGGACGAGGCCCGCCUCAUGGUCACCCGCCUGCUCUCCUCCUCGGACUCGCCGGCGGGCCUCGCCGUCGGCCAGGAGGCCAACGUCUGCGCCACCAACGCGCUCGCGCUGGCCGCCGUCGGCAGGCGCGUCUUCGGGGACGGCGUCGGCGAGGGCGCCAGGGAGUUCAAGGACAUGGUCGUGGAGCUCAUGCAGCUCGCUGGCGUCUUCAACAUCGGCGACUUUGUGCCGGCGCUCCGCUGGCUCGACCCGCAGGGCGUCGUCGCCAAGAUGAAGCGCCUCCACCGCCGCUACGACCGCAUGAUGGACGGCUUCAUCAGCGAGAGGGGCGACAGGGCUGACGGCGACGGGAAUGACCUGCUGAGCGUCAUGCUGGGGAUGAUGCGGCAGUCGCCGCCCGCCGGCGGCGAGGAGGACGGGAUCAAGUUCAACGAGACUGACAUCAAGGCUCUCCUCUUGAAUCUGUUCACCGCUGGGACGGACACGACAUCAAGCACGGUGGAGUGGGCACUGGCGGAGCUGAUACGACACCCAGACGUCCUCAAGAAGCUCCAACACGAGCUCGACGACGUUGUCGGAAAUGGCCGCCUCGUCACCGAAUCUGACCUGCCGCAACUCACCUUCCUUGCCGCCGUCAUCAAGGAGACGUUCCGGCUGCACCCGUCGACGCCGCUCUCCCUUCCUCGGGUGGCCGCCGAGGACUGCGAGGUGGACGGCUACCGCAUCCCCAAGGACACCACCCUGCUCGUCAAUGUGUGGGCCAUCGCCCGUGACCCGGCCUCAUGGGGGGAUGACGUCCUAGAGUUCAGGCCCACCCGAUUUCUCCCGGGCGGGUCGCAUGAGAGCGUGGACGUUAAGGGGGGCGACUAUGAGCUCAUUCCUUUCGGGGCGGGCCGAAGGAUAUGCGCGGGCCUCAGCUGGGGCCUCCGGAUGGUCACGCUCACGACUGCCACGCUCGUGCACGCGUUCGACUGGACCUUGGUUGAUGGCAUGACACCUGAAAAACUCGACAUGGAGGAGGCCUAUGGUCUCACCUUGCAGCGGGCCGUGCCGCUAAUGGUUCAGCCCGUGCCGAGGCUACUGCCGUCGGCGUACACGAUGUGAUGUUUUAUCGUGGAUCUUUGGCGUGUUUUGGUUCCUUUCGAUCCGAUGUACCUUGUGUUAAUUAUUUCAUAAUGUUUGGAUCGGUUGUAAAAGAAAAGUGUGCGCGGGCGUGGCGGCGGGUUGUCAAUUACUCUGGAAAAAUAAGCAUGACAUUAUUUUGGAA